Messenger RNA from Ceratotherium simum simum (southern white rhinoceros), 3791 nucleotides. It is a transcript of the gene RABGAP1L, whose product is annotated as RAB GTPase activating protein 1 like. Lineage: Eukaryota; Metazoa; Chordata; Mammalia; Perissodactyla; Rhinocerotidae. Gene Ontology annotation, biological process: regulation of GTPase activity. Gene Ontology annotation, molecular function: GTPase activator activity; small GTPase binding. The record is from RefSeq and is a predicted model, not a curated record.
CUCGGCCCGCCCCUCCCUCGCUUCUUCCUGCCGGGCGGUCCUCCUCCGCUCUCCGCUCCCUCCGCCCUCUCAGGGCUCUGGCCGCCGCGGAGUGAACGGGACGGGCCCGGCCGCAGAGCGCGGGGUGGCGGGUGGGACGCGGACGCCUGGCAGAGUUGUUCCGGCCCUGCCCACGGAGACGUGAGGAGGUGGAUAUAGGAGAAGAAGUUUGCAGAACUGAAAUGGAGGUCAGAGCUUCAUUACAGAAGGUUAGUGGGUCAUCAGAUUCUGUGGCUACACGAAACAAUGAAGAAUUUGUUUUGGUUCCUCAGCAUGCAGAUGAUACUGCUACAAAACAUGACGAAAAACCUGAACUGAAGAUAGUUUCUAAUGGUGAUGAACAACUGGAAAAAGCCAUGGAAGAGAUUUUGAGAGAUUCUGAGAAAGAGCAAAGCAGUCUUCUUGUUGAUCGCCAAAGUUCCAGUGAGAUUUCAGAUCAUUCAUUUGAGGAUGUUUCAGCCAGCCAAACAAAUCGGCCAUCUCUUCAGUUAAUUUUGGAUCCAUCAAAUACAGAAAUUUCUACACCCAGACCAUCUUCUCCAAGUGGAUUACCUGAAGAAGAUAGUGUUUUAUUUAACAAACUGACCUACUUAGGAUGUAUGAAAGUUUCUUCCCCACGUAACGAGGUGGAGGCUUUACGGGCAAUGGCAACUAUGAAAUCUUCCAGUCAGUACCCCUUUCCUGUUACUCUAUAUGUGCCAAAUGUUCCAGAAGGUUCUGUGAGAAUCAUAGACCAGUCCAGCAAUGUAGAGAUAGCAUCUUUUCCAAUCUAUAAGGUGUUAUUCUGUGCACGUGGACACGAUGGGACAACAGAGAGCAAUUGCUUUGCGUUUACAGAGAGUUCCCAUGGUUCAGAAGAGUUUCAGAUACAUGUUUUCUCCUGUGAAAUUAAAGAGGCAGUAAGCAGAAUUUUAUAUAGUUUCUGUACAGCAUUCAAACGUUCUUCCAGACAAGUGUCGGAUGUUAAAGACUCAGUUAUUCCUACCCCUGACAGUGAUGUGUUUACCUUCAGUGUCUCCUUGGAGGUAAAAGAAGAUGAUGGAAAAGGAAACUUUAGUCCUGUGCCUAAGGAUAGAGAUAAAUUUUAUUUCAAGUUAAAGCAAGGAAUAGAGAAGAAGGUUGUGAUUACAGUGCAGCAACUUUCUAACAAAGAAUUAGCUAUUGAAAGAUGUUUUGGAAUGUUAUUAAGCCCAGGUCGAAACGUGAAGAACAGUGACAUGCAUUUACUGGAUAUGGAAUCCAUGGGAAAGAGCUAUGAUGGGAGAGCUUAUGUUAUCACUGGCUUGUGGAACCCCAAUGCACCAAUCUUUCUGGCACUUAAUGAAGAAACCCCAAAAGAUAAACGAGUGUACAUGACGGUGGCAGUGGAUAUGGUAGUCACGGAGGUGGUGGAGCCUGUCCGCUUUCUCCUGGAGACAGUAGUACGUGUGUACCCUGCAAAUGAGCGGUUUUGGUAUUUCAGCAGAAAGACUUUCACGGAGACUUUCUUUAUGAAGUUGAAACAGUCUGAGGGAAAAGGCCAUACCAAUGCUGGAGAUGCAAUAUAUGAGGUGGUGAGUCUACAGCGAGAGUCUGAGAAGGAAGAACCAGUCACUCCUACCAGUGGAGGGGGUCCUAUGUCACCCCAGGAGGAUGAUGCAGAAGAGGAGAGUGAUAAUGAACUCUCAAGUGGAACAGGUGAUGUGUCUAAGGAUUGUCCUGAGAAGAUCCUAUAUUCUUGGGGAGAAUUGCUAGGAAGAUGGCACAGCAACCUUGGUGCACGACCAAAAGGGCUCUCCACUCUGGUGAAGAGUGGUGUUCCUGAAGCGUUGAGGGCAGAGGUGUGGCAGUUAUUAGCAGGCUGCCAUGACAACCAGGCAAUGCUGGAUAGAUACCGACUUCUCAUCACAAAGGACUCAGCCCAGGAGAGUGUUAUUACUCGAGAUAUUCAUCGUACAUUUCCUGCACAUGAUUACUUUAAAGAUACUGGAGGAGAUGGCCAGGAAUCACUCUACAAGAUCUGCAAGGCCUACUCUGUCUAUGAUGAAGACAUUGGGUACUGUCAAGGACAGUCUUUUCUUGCUGCUGUAUUGCUGCUGCACAUGCCAGAGGAACAAGCUUUCUGUGUUUUGGUGAAAAUCAUGUAUGACUACGGUUUACGAGAUCUCUACAAAAACAACUUUGAAGAUCUUCAUUGCAAAUUCUAUCAGUUGGAGAGACUAAUGCAGGAGCAGUUACCGGACCUGCACAACCAUUUUUGUGAUCUGAACCUGGAAGCUCAUAUGUAUGCAUCCCAGUGGUUUCUCACUCUUUUUACUGCCAAGUUCCCACUCUGCAUGGUCUUCCACAUCAUUGACUUACUGCUCUGUGAGGGUUUGAACAUAAUCUUUCAUGUAGCCUUGGCUCUCCUCAAGACCUCAAAGGAAGAUCUUCUGCAGGCUGAUUUUGAAGGUGCUUUAAAGUUCUUCAGAGUUCAGCUUCCGAAGAGAUACAGGGCAGAGGAAAAUGCAAGAAGAUUAAUGGAGCAGGCUUGCAAUAUUAAGGUACCAACUAAGAAGCUGAAGAAAUAUGAGAAAGAAUAUCAGACAAUGCGGGAGAGUCAGCUGCAGCAGGAAGACCCAAUGGAUAGAUACAAGAGGGAGAACCGGAGAUUACAGGAGGCCAGCAUGAGGUUGGAACAAGAGAAUGAUGACCUUGCCCAUGAACUAGUAACCAGCAAAAUUGCUCUGCGGAAUGACUUGGAUCAGGCAGAAGACAAGGCAGAUGUGUUGAAUAAGGAACUCCUCUUGACCAAGCAGAGGCUGGUGGAGACUGAAGAAGAGAAGAGGAAGCAAGAGGAAGAGACUGCUCAGCUGAAAGAAGUCUUCAGGAAACAGCUAGAGAAGGCCGAAUAUGAAAUAAAGAAGACUACAGCUAUCAUUGCUGAGUAUAAACAGAUCUGUUCCCAGCUAAGCACCAGACUGGAGAAACAGCAAGCAGCCAGCAAGGAGGAGCUGGAAGUGGUAAAGGGUAAAAUGAUGGCAUGUAAGCACUGCAGUGACAUUUUCAGCAAGGAGGGCGCUUUGAAACCAGCAGCCGUAAACACAGAGGAGCAGGGCGUUGAAUCAGACGAUGAGAAGGACUCACUGAAGAAGCAGCUGAGGGAAAUGGAGCUGGAACUGGCACAAACCAAACUGCAGCUGGUGGAGGCCAAGUGCAAAAUCCAGGAACUUGAACAUCAGAGAGGAGCCCUUAUGAAUGAAAUACAAGCUGCAAAAAACUCUUGGUUUAGCAAAACCCUGAACUCUAUCAAAACGGCCACGGGCACUCAGCCACUGCAGCUGCCACAGGCCACCCAGCCACCCAAGGAGAGCACAUAGUUCCAGCCUCAACCAAGCACAAGAGCACAAGGAUCAAAGCGCUGGGAAGCCCGGGGGGAUUCUUCCUGGUGGUCCCUUUGAAGGAAAGUAAAGGAGGCCAGAAAGCAAGCCAGAAUCUUUCAGUAGCUCUCUACUCUUUCUUCUAUGACACUUUUCAAAGGGACGUUAUUGAAACUGCUCUGAUGUAUGUUGAAUACCUGUUUUUGAGCUUCUUCAUGGAAGGCCAUGUUCAGAUCCAUCAUAGUAUUACACAUUAUUUUAUAUGCCUGAUGUUUAGUUGGAAAUAAGUAAUUCAGAACUAAAAGCUUUUUAUUCAGAAGUAAUUAUUCAUAAUUAUUUUUAUCCUACAUAAAAAUGGAGAUGUCUUUUAUUCCAAGGUUGAAAUGAUAGGAGGAUAUCUGUGACAGCAAAAAA